Molecule: messenger RNA, 1442 nt
Organism: Adineta ricciae
Lineage: Eukaryota; Metazoa; Rotifera; Eurotatoria; Adinetida; Adinetidae
Source: the annotation of a GenBank genome assembly
CUUCAUCAGCACUCGAUCGGAUCAAUUUCCUGUUAACACCUACAGAUGGCUCUUUGGGUUAAGUAUAGUGUAUCGACGUAUUUAAAUUGAACACUUUCUUCAACAUAUUUGAACAAUAAAAUAGAGAUUAGGGUUAGUUAUUGUGAAAGAUAAUCUCAAGAAACAUAUGGUACGUUCGAAGCGAUGAAGAAAAUUUACUUCGACACCCCAUCGGCAAUAUCGUGUUUAUAUUUAUAUAGGUUUCUAAUAAAAGCUUUUAGUACUAAUGAUAACUAUGAUCUCAUUUGAGGAAAAAGUAAUGUUCCUAUAUAUAGACACUUAAUCUAAUUAAGAUUUGAUUUCAAUGAAUACGAGAUCAGUGUAAAUCGGUAAGAAAUGGAUUUUUCUAGCGAAUGGAGGAAGAGUCAAAGUAUCUUCGAUGCGUAUAUUCUUCCGCGGAAAGGAAUGACACAAUUGAUACAAUUUGAUUCAUGUCUGAAAUAAAGAGCCGCAGUAGAAUCAUCCCGAAACUCUUCUUCUUUCUUGAUUAUUCCACAAAUUUUCUUUUUCCUUUUUUCUCAACUCAAUGUCUUCAUUUCCGUUACUUUUGACAUUGAAAUAAUCUUUUCAUCAUCAUCUUCUACUACUACUACUACUUCUUCUUCUUUUCUUCUUCUUUUUUUCCACAUCGUAUAUCUUGUCUCUUUGAACGACGAGAAGAAAAACUCCGAAGAUCUUUACAAGUCAAAUGUAAAACCAUUCCUCUCAUAUUAAAAGAAAACUAUAUCCAGAUCGCUAAGUUAACUUCAUCCUCCAAUCUUAUGGCAUUUUCGAAUAUAUUUCGACGUCAUUCGGCUUCUCAUGAACCUCCAGGAGCGAAUUAUGCGUGUCUAGAUGAAAACUCCAUCGCUGAAACAUUACUAGAUGAACUUGAAAUACAAUGUCGGAGUAGUUCAACAUUAACAAGCUUGCGAACAAAACGUCAUUCGGAUGUUUUAGCUCAUCGGCCAGGUUUAUUAGCUUCAACAUAUGACUCGCCAUCGAAACGACGUUCAUCAGUCGACUAUUCUUGGUUAACUCCUCAAAACAAUCUUCUGCAAGCACCAAGUGAAUUGUAUCAACUACCGGAUAUAAUCAAAAUGGAAUUGAGUGAACUUAUUCGAGGAGUUUCACCGGAAGAUUGUACAACUGUGGUCAACCAUUUUCGUCGAGAUCUACGUUUUCAAAGUCAAGCAAGCACACCGGAACAAGUGAUUGCUAUCUUCCGUAAUACCUUAUCGGAUUAUAUUGAACAUAAGCGAAAGAAUCGUUCCAACGAAACCAUUCAGUCCACGGAAAGCAGUCAAACAACUUUUAAACCAAAAGAACAACAUUCAGUUGCUGAAUUAGCUCAAAUAUCCCUGUCAGCAACUCGUACAAACGAGCCUGCCGAUGUCAAACCUCGCGCCAAUACCUAUGUAUGA